Cryptotermes secundus is the source of this 4685-nucleotide messenger RNA. RefSeq names its product adenylate cyclase type 2. The transcript is spliced from 22 exons. Gene Ontology annotation, biological process: intracellular signal transduction; adenylate cyclase-activating G protein-coupled receptor signaling pathway; cAMP biosynthetic process. The record is from RefSeq and is a predicted model, not a curated record. Gene Ontology annotation, molecular function: adenylate cyclase activity. NCBI's taxonomy places the organism in Eukaryota, Metazoa, Arthropoda, Insecta, Blattodea, Kalotermitidae. Bases 267 to 3671 code for a protein of 1134 amino acids. Gene Ontology annotation, cellular component: plasma membrane.
GAUGCUUCUCGUAAGACCAGGCCCGAUCCGUUAUAGUAGUCAUCUGCGUUCCCUGCUAAAAUGAAAUAAGUGAUAUCACCAGUGGUUCUAAUCUGUUUGUGGCGUGAGCGUGACAUCUUACAGUUGAAAAGCAGUGACAGAGAUAUGAACUGCAACAUUCACUUCGUAGUAAUCUGACUCAACUUCUUUCUGUAUGCGUCUUAUAUGUAAAAUUUUGUUCGAGUGUACAAACUGCAUCAGUGACAGUGGGGACAAUAUCGUAAGUGAUGUCGGUAUCGGGAAUGGAGGAGCUGUUUACCCGUAGCAGUCUGAGCUCAGUGCGCCACGUGAGUCAAGUGUCCAACUACCUGAGAGAGACGCUCAAUAACCAACCCACAGAUGAUCGGAACUGGUGGUGGGGCUAUCUUAGGAAACAAUUCCGGUUGAAGAAUCUAGAAGAACUGUAUCUCAGAUACCUGCAACGUCUAUACCUUGGUUAUUUCUCAGUUUUUGUGGUGUUGCAGUCAUUACUAAACCUGAGUCAUGCAGUUGUCUUAUGGAUUAUAGAGGCCCCUUUGCCUGAUGCAGCAUUGUAUUGCAUGGUGAUGGUGCUGUGCUGGCCUCUAGUGCUGAUUGUGUUCAAGGAAAGAUUAGUGAACACUUUUCCAUGUGUUUCACUUCUGGUUUCAUGUUUUGUUGUAGUCUUACUCAUCAUUGUUGAUCUGGGAAUACCCCUGUAUCAUACCAGUAAUCAUACUGAAGCUGAAAGUGUUCUACGUCCAGCUUAUACCACACACACACUUCUUGUGUGUUAUGUAUUCUUACCCCUCACAGAAAAUAUACAGGCAUUCAUCCUGGGACUUGUUGUCACACUCUGCCACCUUACAGCUCUUGGCACAGUAACAUAUUACAAGAAACAAGAAAUCUAUGAAAGCUUGGCUUCUGAUACCGUGUACCUCCUUUGUGUUAAUGGACUGGGGCUGUACUUUCGCUUAAUGAGUGAAGUGGCAAUUCGUCGGACAUUCUUGGAUCGACGAGCCUGUCUUGAAUCCAAUUCAAAAGUGGAAUAUGAAAAGCAGCAGGAGGAGAAUCUUAUGUUAAGUAUAAUCCCACGUCAUAUUAUUGAUGAUGUUCGUAGAGACAUACAAAGUCUUAUACAGCAUAUCAACACACCCCUGAGAAGAAAACCUUUCAGUGACAUGUAUGUGACAGCACAUGAAAAUGUUAGCAUCCUGUAUGCUGAUGUGGUGAAAUAUGCACAGCUCACAGUUUCUUUACCAGUCAGCAAACUGGUUGAAAUUCUAAAUGAACUCUUUGGCAGGUUUGAUGAAGCUUCAGAGGAACAUGGAGUUCUGAGAAUAAAAUUUCUUGGAGAUUGCUAUUACUGCGUUUCAGGUGUUCCUGAUAACAAUCCUAACCAUGCAAAGAACUGCGUGGACCUGGGACUUGAUAUGAUUGCAAUCAUUAAGGAAGUCAGAGAAGAAAGGAAACUUAAAGAGACUCUUGACAUGCGUAUUGGUAUUCAUUCUGGCAAGAUCCUGAGUGGUCUUCUCGGUAUGUGCAAAUGGCAAUAUGAUGUUUGGUCUCGUGAUGUAAUUAUUGCCAACAGUAUGGAACAAGCUGGUAAACCUGGAAGGGUUCAUGUAACCAAAGAAACGCUAAAUCUCCUAGGCAAUAAAUACAGGUACAUUCCUGGUAAUGGAAGGACACGUAAUGAAGUACUAGACAAAUACAACAUAGAGACUUUCUUCAUUGUUCCUGCUGAUAAGCACAGUGAGGAACGUGUAACAGAAGAGCGAUCAUUAUACAGUCGGCGAUACAGUGCAGGGGGACAGCGCAGACUCACAAGCAAUAGGGGCCCCUCACAGGCACGACGAAGUGGAAAUGACAGUUUGGCAGUUGGUUCCCGCCGCCGCAUUGCUUUCAUGGAUGACAAUUUAUACAAAUAUCAACAAACGCUGAAGAAAGCAGAUGAGCAGAUGGCUGAGGCAAUUAAAAAUAUGCAUGUUGGAGUAUAUGAUCGGUGGUGUUUGAGAGAGAAUAUCAAUCCAGUAUGUCUUACUUUUGAAAAUAUCCAGUGGGAACUGCCGUUUCUCAAGCAACCAGAUCCACUCUUCAAAUUCUAUGUUGGAUGUGCGCUUUUAGUUCUUCUUGGGAUGCUGAUAAUUCAGUGCCUAGGUCUGCAAAGUUCACAUUGGAUGCCUUGGGCUGGCUUUGGUGUGUCACUUGGGGUGAUACUGGUGCUGUUACCCCUCACAUGGACUCAUUAUAUCUGGAACAAGCUGAAAGACCCCCAUGAAGAGCAAGAUUACAUUCCUGAGCCAACCAACAAAUUACUUAAUCUCCUGUAUCAAGCAUCCCUCAAAGUGGUUUGGAGUGUCAGCACUCGCACAGUUCUGUAUCUGAUUAUAUGCAUCAGCUUGACCAUCUGCACCAUGCUUGAAAUGGUAGAAUGUGACUUGAAGAGUGAAGAUACUGAAGUAAAAUCAAACAACGUUACUGGAGGUGACAUGCUGGAAGUCCUGACAGAUUGCCUUGCACCCUGGCAUAUAACGCAGAUUUGCUCCCUAACACUAAUCAUGAGCUUCUUGUUCCUGAGGAUACAUUUCCAGCUCAAAUUGAUUUUAGGCAUCUUCACUGUAGUGAUUUACUCAUGUGGGGUCUGGAUUCUGUUUCCAAAAGUUUUCCAGUAUGGUGAAACCUGGAACCCACAGAUGGAAACAAGGAUAGCACACAUAAUGAAUGUUACUUUUCUGACAGUCACUCUACAUCUAAUGGAUCGACAGACUGAAUAUAUGAGUCGACUGGAUUACAAAUGGAAAUGUCAACUGGCUCAGGAACAGGAAGAGUCUUCUACAGUGCACAUGAUCAAUAAAAUGUUACUUCAGAAUAUUCUUCCAGUGCAUGUUGCGGACUGGUUUUUGAAUACAAACAGAGACCAUGAAGAACUUUAUCAUGAGGAAUAUGAUACAGUUGCAGUGAUGUUUGCUUCCCUGACAGAAUAUGCACUUUGGGAUGACAAUGGCCUUGAUGAUGCUAAUGAACUGAGUAGCAUCAGACUCCUUAAUCAAAUUAUCUGUGACUUUGACAAGUUGCUGUUUCAUGCAAACUCUCUACGUGUUGAGAAGAUAAAAGUUGCAGGAUGGACAUAUAUGGCAGCUUGUGGUUUAGAUCCUGGUAGAAGAGAUUCAGUCAACUCUGUUAACAGAGAUAGCUACUCUGACCAUGUGGUUUUAGUCCUCACUCGCUUUGCAGCAAAUAUGAUGGGUGUUCUCCAGAAGAUCAACAAAGAAUUCCUCCAGAAUUUCAAACUAAGAGUUGGAAUCUCACAUGGAAAAGUGACAGCUGGUGUCAUUGGUGCACAGAAACCACAUUAUGAUAUAUGGGGCCACUCGGUAAACAUGGCUUCUAGGAUGGAGUCUACAGGAGAACCAGAAAAGAUUCAGGUUACAGAAAAUACAGCAAGAGUGCUGCAACAACUGGGAAUCCACUGUGAAUGCAGAGGUGCUAUUAAAGUGAAGAGUAUGACAAAUUUAGUUACGACAUAUUUCGUGCACUUUGAUGAAAAGUUUCAGUUAAAACAUGCUGAAGGUGUACAGGAUAGUGAUCAUGAUAGUGUCCUAGAAGAAAAUGAAGUGAGAGAUUAUGAAAAGAGGUACAGAGAAGAGAGACAAAACAACACAACACCUUGAAUAAAUGAUCGUAAGAGUGUAAGCAGUAUUCCACUUGUACAAAUAGAAUUUUGUAUGUGUUAAUUUUAUAUAUGUUUCGACAUAAGUUUUAUUUUUUAGACUAAUAAGUAAAUAACGUUUUUAAGAAGCCAUAUUGAAAUGUAACACAAAUUUCAAGACUUCAUUCUAUUUACUAAUUACUUGUGUGGUUAAGUAUUGCUUCAAGACAUGGCAGAAAGUAGUCAUCUUCAUUCCAUUAUACUGUACAAGAGAAAACUUCCUCACAUUAAUCCAUUUUUCAUCAGACAAUUUAAUAUAUUUUCUGUUUUUCUCAGGACUUCACAAAUUGAAGAAAUUCAUGCAUGUACUAGCCUCAAAAUCUUUCCAUUAUGUGCUUGGUCUUUCUGUUACCCUUCUGUUCCUAGAUGCUGUAGGGUGUGUUAACAAAUUAAUGAGAUUAAUAUUUAGGGAAUGCAUCAUGUUAUGGGGAUCAGUAUAUUGGUUUUUAUAUAUCUAUCAACACAACAAUCAAAUAAACAACUCACUUCCACAUUUGUAUCAGCUGAGUUUAUUUAACUUACAAUACAGCUAUACAACAUGUUUUGGCUCUCACGGAGCGAUCAUCAGGCAGUACAAUAUGUAAAGUUAUAAAAUAUUGAAUUGCAAGUAUCAUGGAUCCAUGUUAUAAAAUGUUAUGUGUAUUGUAAAAUGAUUUAUAGAAUAAUUUGUAUAGUUGUAUGCACAAAUUGAUUCUGCUCCUACAUAAAGAGUUUGAUUAUGUUAAAAUAACUUAUAUUGGAGUUUUUCUGAAAUUGAUAUAUAUGAUUGUGUUAGACUAGGAUUUAGAUGUAUGUGUAAAUAUAAUUUUGGAAUAUUGAUGCAGUGUGCUAUUGUGUUGUAUUAAUGUUAGACAUCAUAUGUUGAUUGCUUUUAGCCUUGCUUUGUUGUCUUCUGUCACCACUAUGGUGUUUACCUUCUCUAAAUGCAUUAUAUUCUGUUCAUCCAUAAAUUAUGUAUUUGACAAAUUGAUUCUAA